AUGGCGGGGCAGUCCCAGCCGCUGCAGUUCCCCUACCCCUUUACCCACCCCCCCCGCUCCCUCCCGGGCCCCCCCCCGGGGCGGCCUCGAGAUGUUGAUGAGCCAGAAAAACACAAGACCGAGCCCCACGUCUUAGAGUGGCUACUGCGGGCCAAGGCGGAGCUGAGGGCCCCCCCGGAGCCGGACUCUGGCGGCCAGGCUGAGGGUCUUGGGGGCCCCCAAGAGAGGCGGGGCGCCCCCGAUGCGGGUGAGCCCGAGGGGGCCUGGGGCCCCCGGGACCCCGGAGGGGUCCCCGCGGGGGGCCCCCCCAUUGAUAGACCCAAAGCCAGAGACUGGAAAGAAGAGAUCCAGACAGCUUUGAGAUAUUCCCAAGAAGUCCCUUUCUGCGAAGCCGGGGCACACAGCGGCCAGGGGGCCCCCACGGGCAGCGCAGCGCAUGGAGCCUCGAGGCGGGGUGCCCCGAGGAAGGAUCCGGGGGCCCCCACCUCUGCAUCUGAGGCGGAUGCAGGGGCCCCUCGCCCCUCCAGGAGGCGCCCUGUGGGCUCUGCUGCUGCAGCUGCUGCUGCAGCAGCAGCUGCAGGCGGCCCCCUAGGGGCCCGUGGGGGAUCCCAGGAGGGGGCCCCCUCCCCUCCAAGUAAUGGGGUGCCCCUCAGCACAAGUCUGAGCUGGACAGAGAGUGAUGAAGAUGGCAUGCCUGUCUUUCUUUCGGGGGAGGGUAGCACACUGCUGGGCAAGCAGUAUGGGGGGCCCCAGUGGGGCCUCGACGAGAAGCAGGCUGGGGAGCCCCCUGGGGGCCCCCUAGCCCAGGGGGAGGGGCGGGUACGAGGGGCGACCUCGCCGAGCCCCUCUGGGUCCGAUCUUGCUGCUACUGCUGCUGCUGCAGGUCCUGCAGCCGCAACUGCUGCUGCUGCUGCUGCCGCGCCUGCAGCAGCUGCUGCAGCUGCCUCUCGGGGUGCAGCGGACAGUGCUCGCGGGCGGCCGCCGCUUCUGUCUGGGGUCCCCGUGGAGGCCCCUGAGGCCCUUCAGGGGCCCCUUGCUAGCUGCGCUGCAGAGGGGCCCCCAUCAGCCGAAGCAGCAGCUGCUGCGGGGCCCCCCCCCAAGGGCAACACGCAACUGCCGUUCACUGGGGAUCGGUCGAUCCCAGCUUCUCCCCACGGCUGUGGGGCCCUCGCCCCACAGUUCUCUCCUGUGGCCUACCAGGUGUCCCCGCAAGGGCCUCAGGGGGCCCCGAAGGGGCCCCCCUUGAAGGUGGCGGACCUCCCGCUGUCGCCGGGGCCCCAGGGGAGGCCCUACAGGCCAGCCAACAGCAAGCUGCGGGGGCAGCAGGCCGCUGCUGUGGAGCUGCUGCGGCCGGAGGAGCAGCUGCAGCCGCAGAAGCAGCAGCAGCAACAGCAACAGAUGCUAGAACAGAAGGACCAGCAGCAGCAGCAGCAGCAGCAGCAGCAGAGGCAAGAAUGGGCCGCCUGCAGGAACAGCACAGCACUUGAGCUAACUGAAGCUACUGACGCUCCCUGGCUGUCGUUAGCAGCCGCAGAGCUGCCUUCCGCAGCGACAGCGAAAACAGCUACAGGAACAGCAGCAACAACAGCAGCAACAACAACAGCAACACCAACAGCAGCAGCAGCAGCAGGGAAACCCCAGACAGCGACUGCCGCACAGGUUGCAGCCAUGCUCCCGCCUGAGUCAUUUGCUACAAGGGUUAGGAGGGCUGCGCUUCAACAGCAGCAGCAGCAGGAACUGCAGCAGCAGCGAAUGCUACAACAUCACCAAGAGCCGCUUCAGCAGCAGCAGCACCACGAAUCGCAACAACAGCAACUCAGACAGCAGCAGCAACAGGAACAGCAGCUGGUACUGCAGCAGCUGCAGCACCAAGAGGGGCAAAUAUAUGCCCAGCAUAUGCAUCAGGCAACCGCCGUGUAUUCUUCCAUUCCACAAGACCAACAGCAGCAGCAGCACCAGCAGCAGCAGCUUCUCUUUUUUCAGCAGCAGCAGCAGCGGCUGCAGCAGCCGCUGCAAGCUUUCGCAUCCCCCCACCCCGAAAUCGCACCCCAAUUAUCGCAGCAGCUCCUGCCGCAGCAGCAGGUGCAGCAGCAGCAGCAGCAGGAGUGGUUCGUGUGGCUCCAGUCAACAGCCUCCGUCCACCAGCAGCUGCUGCUUAGGGGGCCCCCAGCUCCAGCCCUCCAGGAGCAGCAAGAGGGGCAGCUCUUUCUGCCUCCUUUGCCCCCCGCCAGGUCUCGGGCGAAGCAGCGCCCCUGCUCUUUGGGCGCGUGGAUAGGCCCGGGCUGCUGA
This is a messenger RNA of Eimeria tenella, 2289 nucleotides long. RefSeq lists its product as uncharacterized. The transcript has a single exon. The coding region runs from base 1 to 2289 and encodes 762 amino acids. Lineage: Eukaryota; Apicomplexa; Conoidasida; Eucoccidiorida; Eimeriidae. The record is from RefSeq and is a predicted model, not a curated record.